AUGUCGGUCGCAUUGCGCAGUCUGCGAAUACGGCUUCGCAAACUGGCGCAAUGGCUCGAGCUCGACAACAUCGGCCUCCCAUGGCAACGGCACGAGCGAUACUCUUCUGUUGCGACAAACUCCAAAAGACCCCAAAGCAGCUUCUUUCGAGCCAACCGACUGUGCAUCGUCGCCAUCCCCGCCGUCCUCAUCCUCUUCAUCCUCUUCGCCUUCGCCGAUCCCCGCGUCCCCAUUCUCUACAAACCCCUCCCCCUCUCCGAAGAUGCCCCCUGCGAUCACCCCGUGCUGCGACUGGCGACCGAGAGCGAGAAAACGUUCAACGCGACCGUGAAACGACAAUCAAAGUCGCUCUCAGAAGCCGUUACCGAAUACAAACGACGAUACAACAUGCCCCCGCCCCCGAACUUCGACAAGUGGUACGAAUUCGCCAAAGCCCGCGAUACGGUCCUCAUCGACGAAUACGAUACGAUCUACCACUCCCUUCUGCCGUUCUGGGGUAUUAAGCCGAGUGUUCUGCGCGCGCGGGCGAGGGAGAAUCUGGGUCGCGAUAAUGGGCUGAUGGGGGUUUCUGUGCGACAGGGCGCGCCGAUUUACCUGAGCGAUGGCCAGGGAGACUUUCAGCCUUCUGCGACGAUGGCUAUGAUCCAGACGUUUUCGCAAUGGUUGCCGGAUAUGGAUCUUGGGUUUAAUGCGCAUGAUGAGCCUCGAGUUGUUGUUCCGCAUGAUGAGUUGGACCAGAUGGUGAAGAGAGGCCGCGAGGCUCAGUUCCGGCUGAAUUCGAACAGGCAGCCGGAGGGGAACUUUUCGCGUACGCCCAAGGAACUGGCAGAACCCAUCGAGCGGGUGAAUCAGACGCGUUUCGCUCAAAUCGAUCGCCAGGAGACAUGGCUGCUUUUGCGGCUUUCCUGUCCUGUCGAUUCUCCAGCCCGAAGCCUCGACGGCGAUGGCACGGAUAAUUCCACCGAUUUCGCAUUGGGCCCGUUGGGCUUCAUCUCCAACCACACGGCAUUUGGCGAUAUCUGUCAGAGUCCGUCACUGCGGCAUCGUCUAGGAGUUUUCGACCGGCCCAAUUCUUGCAGAAUCACGCAGGAGCUGUCCCCGGUCUUUUCCAUGUCCAAGCUGUCAUCCUCUCAGGAUAUCCCAUACCCAUCGCCUUGGUACUAUGGAGACCAAACCGUGUACGACGAUGACCUCGCCGUCAACUGGGAAGACAAGAUCCCCCAGAUGUAUUGGCGUGGAUCGACAACUUCUGGAUAUAGUGAUUUGGGCGCGUGGCGCAAUCAGCUCAGACAACAAGUCAUCGCCAAACUGGCACAUCCCUGGAACACAACGCAGAUAUACCAAGAAGCCAACGAAACAAGCGCCUGCAAAGCCCACGGCAAGAAAGGAUGGGAGCGCACAGACGUGGCCGCAGUGGAAUACCAGCAAUUCUUCAACACCAAUUUCACCGAGGUUAAGCAGUGCGCCGAGGGAGACUGCAACGAUCAACUGGCCUUUUUCGACCUAGCCCACUUGGACAACCAAGGGGAUGCCUGGAAGUUCCGGUAUCUGCUCGACAUGGACGGCAAUGCCUAUAGUGGACGAUUUUACGCCUUCUUGCGCAGUAACAGUCUGCCGUUGAAGCUGGCGUAUUUCCAGGAAUGGCAUGCAGAUACGCUGAUUCCAUGGGUUCACUAUGUCCCCGUCAGCCAUGAAACAACCGAGUAUGUCGAGUUGAUUCGGUACUUUGAAAACGACGCCGAGGGACAGGAGAUUGCGAGACACAUGGCAAGCGCUGGACGCGACUGGGCGAAAACCUCCCUGACAAAAGCAAAUAUGGAGGUUUACAUGUUCCGAUUAUUAUUGGAAUACGGACGGAUAGUCGAUGAUAACCGAGAAAACAUCGGAUACUACGGUUAG
Molecule: messenger RNA, 1899 nt
Organism: Aspergillus wentii DTO 134E9
Lineage: Eukaryota; Fungi; Ascomycota; Eurotiomycetes; Eurotiales; Aspergillaceae
Exons: 2
Coding region: 1-1899 (632 amino acids)
Source: RefSeq, a predicted model, not a curated record